GAUGAUGGGGAGAGAAUUUUUGCUUUUUCUCUCAAUGCUGUCAUUAGUCCAAGGUAUUUCCCCGAGAUUGAAGAUAAAAGACUAUUUCGACCCAACGUAUCCAAGGUUCGGUUUGCUAAAGCAGAUUGCUACAGUAGACGUCGACGCGGCAGUCGGCGGAGCAUUCGAAGUCACCGGUAUCGCUGCAAGUAGACUCCAUGACAAUGUUCUCUACUACAUCGGCCGUAACAUUAACGUGGUUCUGGCUGCUGACAGCACGACGGGCACCAUUUUAGCCAAGUUCACUCUCACCGAUGCUGUCAAUGAUGACUGGGAAGGUAUUGCCGUAGGACCCUGCGACGAGGGGAGUACAGACACAUGCGUCUACGUUCAGGACGCAGGGGUGGGAGGAGAUACCAGUCAGACCGAAGUGUACAAGUUCAGGGAGCCCACUGAUGUUACGACUGAUGCCUCUUUCACAUCUGAUCUCACCAUCCAGUACUCAUCGCCAAAAUCGCGUGGGUCGUCAGCAAUUAUUGUAAACAGUCAUGCAGAGAUAUUCUUCUUCUCCUCCGGCUCUCCUCCCGGUUCGUCGGAGUUGAGAAAACUGGUGAUGGACGGUGAUUCAGUCACAACAAAGAAGCUGAAGCAGUUCCAUGUUCCAUCCAUUGCCUUUGGUCAAACGGUCAUUCUGGCUGCAGACAUUUCAUGUGACGACUCAAAGAUUCUUAUUCAAACGGUUGACCACAUAUAUCUUUUCCGCAUAAACGGUACUGAUUUCGACAGCCUAGACUGCCCUAUUCCCCUUCCGUUCAUCGCUGGCAACCAAGUCCGCGGAAUCACGUGGAUUCCAAAUGGAGAAGGUUUCUAUGUGUCACUCCAAGAGAGCCCAUCACCUUUAAUGCUUAGUAUGAUGUGGACACGUGUUCCAGAUGCGAAGUUUACGUUUGGUAGGACUGUUGGUUUGAAUGAUAAUGUAUACAGUUCGGGCUUUGCCGCUAGCCGGGACACCCCCGGCCUUCUUUAUACAGCCCAAGAAGAUUCUACCUUCAUCAAUGUCAUACAAACUCAAAAUGCAAAGCGUAUUUCCAACCUGAGGAUACGUGAUGUUUCGACUACUGUGUGGAACGACGUAGCUGUUGGGCGGUGUAAUAUAGGCUCGACCAACAACUGCGUCUACCUACUUGAUGGUGGCGAGGGCUACAACAGGUUCCCAGAGCCAGCUGAUGCAAGGCAAAUUGACUCAGUGCCGGCCGACGUCUUUACGUUCAGUUUACCAGGUGGUGUUCCCGCAACUAGCAUCAUGGUGGACCCCGAGGCCAAUGUCUACGUGAUCAGCAGCGGGCUCGGCGGUGUACUGUACCGUCUAGAUGGCGCAUCGGCCGCAAAAACCCCUGUUGCACUAGGAGCGUUUAAUUCUUUACACUUACCGUUACCAAUAACGUCAGCAGAUAUAUCAGCAGAUGGUUCGGAACUACUGGUUAAAACGAUCACGAAUAUACUUCUCUACAACGUAGACAAUUUCAACUACGGAGCAGCUAUUUUGGGAGAGCCAUGUGUUAUUCCUUUUGUCGAGACCCGAGCACCUGCAGCGUCUAUUGCGUUUGGGCCUGAAGGAAAGUGCUUCUUCACCCUAUCUGGAACUGGAUAUGCGCCUCUCCGUCGACACGACAGAAUACCUGAGUGUCAAGAUGGAUGUGUACAGCGACAUCAGUACUGGCAAUGAACAGCAUGUACAAACGUAUGCCGAGAAAUAAAGAAA
Molecule: messenger RNA, 1741 nt
Organism: Haliotis rufescens (red abalone)
Lineage: Eukaryota; Metazoa; Mollusca; Gastropoda; Lepetellida; Haliotidae
Exons: 7
Coding region: 2-1705 (567 amino acids)
Source: RefSeq, a predicted model, not a curated record